UUGCAUCCCUACGUACAAGCGUUAACUCUGUCCGACAUUGAGAGCUGCGUGAAGCUGGAAGAGGCAGCCUUCCCACCGACUGAACGGUGCAGUAGAGAGAAAUUUGAGUACCGACUCACGAAAGCCGGAAACAUUUGCUUAGGACUCUUCAGUUCCUCUACUCUGACUACCAUUGACGAUCCUCCAAUCACCUUCGAGACAUCACGACCGGCCGAUUCUUUCCAUCCGGCACGCACGUCCGUCCUUAUUGGCCACGUAAUCGCAACGAAAACCUGCAAUGACACCAUCCAUGACGAAGACAUGGCCAUUGACCUCGACUGGCAACGCCGCUCCACCAGCAACGUGCCGUCGUCCCACCACCCAGAACUCGGUCGCACCGUCGCCAUCCAUAGCUUAUCGAUCCUACCCCAGUACCAACGUGGAAGGCUCGGGGAGAUGCUUCUCGGGGCGUACUGCCAGCGCAUCGAGAGCAGCGGCCUGGCGGAUCGGAUUGCCUUGCUUACUUACGAUCGACUGGUCGACUUCUAUGUGAGGCAAGGGUUUCACAAUUGUGGGCCGAGUAAGGCGACAUUUGGCGGGCAGGCGUGGAAUGAUCUGGUA
Molecule: messenger RNA, 600 nt
Organism: Eremomyces bilateralis CBS 781.70
Lineage: Eukaryota; Fungi; Ascomycota; Dothideomycetes; Eremomycetales; Eremomycetaceae
Product: acyl-CoA N-acyltransferase
Exons: 3
Cellular component (GO): cytoplasm
Molecular function (GO): aralkylamine N-acetyltransferase activity
Source: RefSeq, a predicted model, not a curated record